This is a messenger RNA of [Candida] anglica, 555 nucleotides long. Lineage: Eukaryota; Fungi; Ascomycota; Pichiomycetes; Serinales; Debaryomycetaceae. The record is from the annotation of a GenBank genome assembly.
AUGUCUUUUGACCCUUCCUUAUAUCUUCUGCAAGCGGAGGCAUAUACACAGGGACCAAUACAGUUUCAUAUUGUAGGUUUAACAGAUGUUUCUCACUCAAAACUUUCUCAAUUGGAUCGAUGGAAAGAAUAUGAAGAUCCUAAUAAAGUGUCUGUAGAUCGCGUUAACAAUAGAGGAACAAGAAAUCAGAUUAUCAGAGAAGUUAAUAUGGAUGGUGAUAACGAGAAUCAACCUCCAGCGUUUACAGGUCAAGCAAGGUUCAAACUUACUUUAAGGGACCAACAAAAUAAUUAUUGUUUUGCAUAUGAGUAUAAUGACAAGCUUUCAUUUCUAAGACAAGGCACUACAACUACACCAUUGCCUAUCCCAUUAGGUUCAAGGAUCCUUGUAAAUAAGGGAACUUUAAUAUUGAACGGGGUUCUCAUGCUAAAUCGUGCACAAUGUCUGUAUUUGGGUGUAUUGGAGGAAGAUAAUCAAUUAUCAGCCCAACUAAACAACGGCAUCGUCAAGAAAUACAUUACUUAUCUAACUGAGGACUUGAAAAAUAGUAAGUGA